AUGGGGGAAGAAAGAAGAAGAGAAUGGAUUGUGCAGAUUCAUCUGCAGCUUAAAAGUAGUCCCUACUAUGUUAUCAAUCAUAAAUAUGCUCACAGUUACGAAGUGGAAAAAGCGAACUCUUAUUAUUCUUCUUCUCGGCGAGUGGCGGCGGUCUACCCUUCUCAUCUGCCAAAGAGGGCAAAGAGAGAACUACUUGGAGGAGUGGACUGGAUUAGUCAAUUGCCAAGGGAAAUCCUUGGUGCCAUUCUGUCUCGCUUGACCCUCGAGGAAGCCGGAAGAACUAGUGUCCUCUCGCGCAGCUGGAGACACCUGUGGGCAUUUCUCACCACCAAGCUGAAUUUCGGUGCUUGGAAAUCGCGCGACGAAGGGGUAAACAUCGGCAGUCCUUGGUACGCGAGGCGGGUGAAUCGAGCUCUAAAGUUACACCUGGGUGCAUUUGUUUUAGACAAAUUUAUAAUCCGCUUCUAUCCGGAAGAAGAAAGCCGCGCUGCUUAUUAUGGCGACCUCCACAGUUGGGUUAAUUUUGCAUUUCAAAAGGGUGUAAAAAGGCUUGAAUUGGACUUGGCAAGCGAUAGGUCGCGCUUGUACCGGUGGUAUGCUUUUCCAAGUGUGGAAAAGUUACGCUCGAGGACUUCAAAUACUCGCCUGCAACCAUUCGGAUUUUGUCACCUUAUAACCCUCUGUUUGAAAUGUGUUAACAUCACUGGCAAGGUCCUCGAGCACUUUUUGGGCAACUGCCCUCUCCUCGAACAGUUGCAGGUGAUGAGCUCCGACCAUCUUACGAACCUGAAAGUUGCAGGUCCAUCACUCAAAUUGAAAUGGUUAGGGAUCUCCAGAUGUGAGAAUUUGAAAGAUCUGGAAAUUUCUGCUGUAAAUCUUGCAUCGUUGUCAUUUACGUAUUUUGGGCAAGCUUCAAGGGUAAUUCUUAGGAAUGUUCCCGUUCUUUCAGAGUUAUGCAUCGAGGGAGAUUAUAUCGAAUCAGUAAUUCACCAACCUACAGAUCAUUUGAGCUAUAUUCGUCAACUGGAAAGGCUUAAAUUAAAACGGCUGUUCACUGGUUUUGGGAGAUAUAUAGCGUUCCCUCCUCCCUACCCUGAACUACGUUGUCUCAAGCAAUUGGAAUUGGAAUUGCCCAAAAUACAUGGAGAAAACCUCAUUUUCUACUCUCCUUUGUAUCAAUCAACUUUUCCUUGUAACGAUCAUUCGGAAGUACUCUCAGCGAUGCCCAAUGAUGAUAGAUAUGCGAGGGUUGCUCCAGAAUAUCAUCACCGAUGCCUUCAAGUGGUGGAGUUGGUUGGUUUUAGUGGACAUCCGGAUGAAGUUGAGUUUCUUUCGUAUUGGCUUGUUAUUGCUGUCUCACUCGGUAAGUUGGUUAUCAAUCCUCGUGCUCCCUCGGUUGUUGCAAUGGGCUUAACUUACGAAGACACCAAAAUACGAGCAGCUAGAGAGUGUGCCUGGCAGCUACAAAGAAAGGUACCGGCAAAAGUAAAAUUAGUGGUACUCUGA
Messenger RNA from Rhododendron vialii, 1506 nucleotides. RefSeq names its product FBD-associated F-box protein At5g60610-like. The transcript is spliced from 4 exons. Bases 1 to 1506 code for a protein of 501 amino acids. The record is from RefSeq and is a predicted model, not a curated record. Gene Ontology annotation, molecular function: protein binding. NCBI's taxonomy places the organism in Eukaryota, Viridiplantae, Streptophyta, Magnoliopsida, Ericales, Ericaceae.